Molecule: messenger RNA, 8137 nt
Organism: Formica exsecta
Lineage: Eukaryota; Metazoa; Arthropoda; Insecta; Hymenoptera; Formicidae
Product: tyrosine-protein phosphatase non-receptor type 13-like
Exons: 13
Coding region: 2199-5285 (1028 amino acids)
Molecular function (GO): protein binding
Source: RefSeq, a predicted model, not a curated record
CAUUCAUCGCAUCCACGCACACUUAUACAUAUAUACAAUAUACGUGCACACCAAAGUGGCAUGCAGCGAACGGGUACCAGCGGAGAGGGAAAAGAGCAGUUUCAUGCCGAGCGAGUAGUCGGGCCUCAGAAUCGCGCGGAGCUCCAGCUCGGCUCUCGGCUGCUCAGGCACGUCGCGACCAAAGAACCAACCAGUCCGCUCAACUUCUCCGACACAUUCCGACAGGCUGUCGUUGAGUUAUCCGGGGGACCCUCUCUUUCGAACCGGGCUCCGAAAUAUAUACCUGCUCGCAAGACCGCUCGCGUCUCUCGCUCGUCUUGCUCCGAAACGUGAGGCAUUCGCAGAAUCUCAUCGUUUUAAACACGCCGCGAGUCUGAAGCGUCGCGUUAGAAUCGGUACCGGAUCGACCUGGAAUCGGUCCAAUACGAACUGUUUCAAAAGUACUUGUCAAUUCUCUUUUGAGGAUCGCAAAGUGAACUCGGAAAAUGCGCGUUAUUCGAAAAAUCUCGACGUUUUAGUGCGCUCACUGAACGAUACAUGCUCGACAGUGGAGUCGAUACCCAAUCUGGAUCAAUCUGGAAGAGGUCCAAUACGACCCGUUUCGAACUAGUAUUGUACUUGUUUUAUUGUUCUCUACGAAAAAAUUUCGAACAUGUUACUGUGACUGUGUCACUGUGUGUUACAAGACAGCCCUGUCGAUUAACCGCUACGAUCUGAAUCGGCCUGGAUCCGUUCCAGGAAUACACCUUUCAAAGUGUAUACUAUAUAUUUCUACUCUCUGUUGCCCGAAAAUCAAACGUUUACUAUGAUUGCGCGUUGGUAAUAAUGUCAUCGUAAUUCAGAAAACGCACGUGUCACUCGAGAAACUUCGGAUAUUUUUAUAGCGUCGAUUAGUAAACAAACGCGAUAUUCUAAUGGCACGAAUCAUCGUUUCCUAUUAGCCACAAUUUCAAACAGAUCUGAAUGCAUGUCGUAUUUUGGAUUUGCAUAACAAAUUAAAGAUAUAAAAUUACUUGACUGUGUUAUUGAAAUAACUGAAAUACGGGAGAAAACAAUUUUAAAAAUUUUUUGUUAACUGGCGUGUUUCUGGUCGAAGCGAUCUCACAUUGAAGUUUCUUAAAUUUAUGUGCAAGAAAUCAGCGAUCCGUUUAAUCAAGAUACUGCUACAUCCGCCUUUUUAAACGAUACAGCAAUAUUUGCUUUCGCAAGAAACAUCGCGAAAUUUUUGCUUGACCGAGUUGAGCUUCUCCGGUGCGUAUUUCGCGAAUAUUUUUAGUAAAGCGCAAAAUUGAUGGAAUAUUUGAUACUCUCGCGAUAAGGAAAUGCCUGCGAUAUUACAGCCGAUAGCACAAAUCUGGCGUUUAUUCGAAACGAAUUUGCUGAAGCUCGCUCAUCAGCUUUUGGUUCAUUCAAGCGCCAAUAUAUCCGCCGAUACGCAGGAUUGGCAUAGUGUUUAAUCCAAAGGAUAAAGUGCACGAUUCACCGAAUGAUACACGCUUAAACGAUGUUUAAUCCUUUCGUAACAUGGAGCAUGAACUAGCACGGAUGUUUCUUUGACAGGGGAUCUUAUUGAAGCAGUUUCAAAUUGAUUCACAUUUCAACAAUAAUACGUAAAAUUAUUAUUUAGAGCAGAUGGUCUUUAUUAUUUAUAUACUUUUUAAUGGAAUUCUAAUCACUGAUCCUGUGCGAAUGGUAUCGUCCCGAAGUCUGUGAACGUCACUAAAAAGCGUCGAAAAUCGACAAAUAAAUCUUGGACAGACUUACCUGACAUGUUUCUAGUAUGCAUCUUGUGCAGCGCAUGAGGCUACGAGUGAAAUGCAUUGCGUAGCAAUGUGACACCCUAUCAUUAGUAUUAACAGUUGAAAGUGUUCUGAAUUAUACGUUCUAUUUUUUACGCUACGCAAAGUAUUCUGCGUUUUUCUUUUGUUUAUGAUACAUGGAGGAAUAUUUUUUAAUAAAGACAGACAUACUUUUUAAAAUAUGUGUGUGAUACAAGUGUAAAGUUAAUAUAAAAACGUAAUGACGUACGUUACAUAAAUGUGUACGUCACAAAAUCAAAGGAUACAGGAGAACAUCGAAUUAUACACGACAGAUAAAAGAAGAGGUCUUUGAAAAAAUUGAAGAAUUUCAUCUGAAUUACAUGCACAAUCACCGAUACAAUUGUCCGGUUAUUGCAUCGUGAGCAUCACGACGGAAACAUGCGUGAGGAAGUGGUGACCGUACCGUCCACCAGCAACGAUCAGGAAAGCUGGAAAGUACAGAGAAUAUCCGUAAACGGCGAAUCGCCGCAAUCGAGCAAUCGUCGCCGCGGCUACAGUCGGUCGCAAUUGCAACCGGUCGUUUCCGGUGGCAAGAGGAAUCGGCUGGCACCAUCCCCACCGACGCAGCCGAUAUCUUACAAAGUCAAUGCUAAGGACCAGCUCGACAAGUACUUCGACUGGCCGAAUAAGGAGAACACGCCCGGAAAUGCCAUAAACCGCCGCGAGGACGAUCAACGACAGGCGAACCAAGUCCAGGAGACCGAAGAGUCGACAAUGGGCUCGAAUCUGAGUAGGCAUAACGGAAAGGGCCUCACUGGCCGACGCACUCAGUCUUCCGGGAACCUGUGCGAACCCAAGGGAAAGCUCAACAGCAUGGGGAAGAUACUGGUGCCCUGUUCCAGCGCGCAGAAAGAAAGAUAUAAAUUUUGCGGAUCGCUGCCAAAUCAUCUGGACGAUAAGGAUGUGCUAGAUGAUGAUCAGCGAGAUAAUAAUAACAUCAUGUCCGAUACUAUCAGCGGAAACUUUGGCGGUACGUUGCCGCACAAGAAACGCUCGUUAGGAGUGCAUUUCUCGGACAGCGGACCGACCGGUACUUUGGAUCUCGUUAAACAUCGAUCGCAAGAUUCCUUCGACGAGAACGAUCCCUGGAGAUAUCAGCAGAGCGAUCUCGAUCUGGUGCGAUGCCGUCACGGAAACUUUGAUUCGGUCAAGAGAAAUCGCAGCGCCGACACGGUGCUCGUCGAUUCCGGCAGGAAGUACGGUCGCAGCGUAGCCUUGGAGGAUAGGUGUCACCGUAAUUCGGACCUCGACUUAGUCGGCACGCUGCCGAAACGCAAGCAAGACGCUCAAAACAGCAGCGGCAGGAGCCUCGAGUCGAACUCGUCCUCGCAGCCGUGUAUGGUAAACGCCAUCAAUAACGACGAUCGGCUGAUGAAGAUAGUACACAAACCUGACUGCGAGUUACUCAAGCAUCGCCAACAGUUUGGCAAAUGCGUCGAUCUAAAACUGAGCAAAUUGACGAGCGGCGAACCGCAGGAUCAAGGAUACGCGUCUGAACGAUCACCCGAGGACGAGCAUCCACCGUCGUUGCCAGGGCAACCGUUUCCAAGUGUUACACCCGAGAGUACAUUCCGGGUAACGCUGCAGAAGAGCAGUCGCGGUCUCGGUCUAAGUGUUUCCGGUGGCGGUACCGCGGGCCCUGUUCGGGUGAAAAGACUCUUUCCUCAGCAACCCGCCGCCCUGUCCAACAAGCUUCAAACCGGCGACAUAUUAUUAGCUGCCAACGGGAUUCCGCUAACCGGCCUCACCAAUUACGAGGCUCUCGAAGUUCUGCGUACGACCCCUAACACGGUCGAAUUGGUGGUGUGUCGGCUUCCAGGAGAUAGUAAUGUUACUCCACCCGGUGCACCGCCGCCACCUCCGGCAAGGCGGGAGCCGUCGUCGUUACGUAUACUCAACCCGCUGCCACCUCUGCAAAUUGAACCCUGCGGUGAAUUCGACAUUGAAAUGACGAAAGUCGGCGGCAGUCUCGGCUUUACCCUGAGGAAGGCGGACAGCAGUGCCCUGGGUCAUUACGUGCGGGCGCUGGUGCGAGAACCGGCACUGAGUGAUGGCAGAAUCCGGCCGGGCGACAAGAUCGUCGCCGUGGACAAUGCUCCGCUGUCUCCAAUGAGUCACGAGGAAGCGGUUCAGCUGCUGCGACAAUGCGGACCAACGGUAAAACUGCGGCUGUACCGCGAUUUGGCGCAGACUCCAGUCUCGGCGCUCUCGCCCACCGAGCCCGAUCAUCCCCUCCGUCCGCCACGAACGAGCUUGAGACAAGAAGCCGUGGACAUGCUGUGUGACUUAGCAGUCCGAAAGCUGUCACCAGGUACAUCGAGCGGUUCUAGUAGUUGCAAACAACAGUCACCCGGUGCCUCAUGCAACUCACCCCGAAGACUACGUCGACUUGCCACGCGUACUUCCACUGCCGAAACGAAUCAAGAAACUCCCGAGAGUAAGUUGCAUGACGUGCAAACGACGUCGUCGACAGCCAGCCAAGCGGAGACUGCGUCAGACUCGGACCAAUGUUCCGUCAAGACGCAGAUCACCAAUUCUCAAGCAAACACACCUGCGACCGACAUAAUCGAUCCACCGCCGCUCUACGACAUUUACGACGAUAACGACGAUGAGAUGUCGAAACCGACGUCUAACAAUGCUGCGGUGGCCAGACCAAGCUUCCUCGACUUGUCGGCGCCGCAAGGUAAGCCGCACUUUCAGUUCUGCAGCGUUGAUUCGGACAGUGAGUAUCCCGCCGACGGCGAUGUCAUCCUCGCGGAAGCAGAGCGAGGACGGCUAGCCGAACCGAACUACAGUAACGACAGGAGCGUGACGGUGAUGUCGAGCGACGAGCACGACAAUGAUCUGCCGUCCGAGCCGGCCUCCAUGCCGCCAAUGCUGUCGUCCACCAGCAGUACCAGCACCGCUGCUUUCAGCUAUAAGAAUCCGGCCUACCAGAGUGCCAAUCCGGCCUGCGGCAGCGCCGUCAGUGACCCAGCUGGACCUAAGAACAAAACCACGCACUCCAGCGAUCAGGACAUACCAGGAAAAAUCCUGGGAACAGACGAUCCAGGCGGUAGCAAAGGAUUACUGAAGUGGAAAGGCGUGAUGUUCGCUCCAAACGAUGAAGUAGAUACUGAGCACAAUCCGGAACAAACCGGGAAAGACACCACGGAUUCAGUCGCUCUUGCUGAAGACCUUGAGCAAGGCAGCGAGGUGUUCAUGGUGGAGCUGACGCGUGGGUGGAACAGCCGGCUGGGCUUUAGCUUGCAGCCGGAAGGAAAUUGUACAGUGAUAUCGGUCGUGCAUCCCGACAGUGUCGCGGCCAAAGAUGGUAGACUCAGGCAGGGCGACGUAUUACUGAUGGUUAAUGAGGAGAGUGUGGAACACAUGUCGACAGCUGAUAUAAUAGAUCUGUUACGCAAGAUACGUGGUUCGAUAGGUAUCACGGUGAUGAGGAGAUCAAAACGAGACAAUAUAACGUAACAGUAGUACAGUGCGACAUCGAAAUAGAACAACCAUAAAAGGUACGAUUUGAUUGGUAUAUUCUUUAUGGACAGGCAAUGAUAGAUUUGAAGAUUUAGACAUGAAUCGGACAUAAAAAAGGCUUUUACCAAGAAAUCAGAUAAAGAUGCUAAUCUUUUUCAAUAAAAUUUUCAUUAAAAUUUAGAUAAUAAGAGAAGAUAGAAAUAAGGAGAAAAGCAGUAAUUAUUAAGAAAUGAAUAGAUGAGAUUAUAAAUGUUGUUAGUAUAAUAAAAAGCUAUAAUAAAUCGAUGGAUUCUCAAUGCCAGAAGAAUGGGUCACAAUUCGCGCCAUUAUCAAUGACAAAAAUCGUUCAUGAAGAAGUAAGAUAAUCUUACUGCACCAAAAAGAUAGCAGUCGAUAACGAAGAGAAAUCGUCUUUCGUGUCUUAAUCGAUUACAAAAGACUACCGUUUAGGAAGAUGAUGAGAGAAAAAAAUUCGCAGAUGCCAUUCUGAUAAUUUUCUAGUAGAUGUCUCCGGAAAUAGAAAGUCACUCAAUCUUGUAGAAAUCUUCCGGAGGGAACUAAACGCUGGAGAUCUGAAAUGAUAUGUCAUUCAAGAAAAUUCGUGUUGAAUUUUCAGUCGUUUCUUUGCGUGCGAAUCAACCAAUCCUCACAAAUCAAUAUUAAUUUAUAACUGAAAUUCCGCUGAAAUUGCAGUAUUCUAACAAAUUCAUCAGCUACCAUCACAAAAAGACAUGUCGACAUGUCGAUUAUGACAGAUUGUGCAUUGAUGGCAGGAUAAUUGAAGUGCUCUCAUUCCGAAAGCUUGAAUCUUUUUGGUUAAUUAUUGGCACUUAUUAUUAAUAAUAUUUCUAGUAAUUUGCGAUAUUUUCGAAAAGCAGUAUCCUUUUACGAUUAGUACGCGAAACAUUGUUUUAAUGAAUUCGAGAAUCAAAAGAAUUAAUCAAAAUAUAAUUGAAAAGAAAACCACGUACUUAUUGCAAGAUGAGACGUGUUCCACUCAGUCGAAAUUGAUUAUCUAUCGAGAAAAUGAUCUCGAGUUUCGAAACUGCGAUAUAUAUGUAUGUACAAAGUUGUAAAGGUAUUCUUUUAAGUAUUGAGCGUAAAAAGAGAAAUUCUCGCGUCUAUGAGCUUAUAGUAUAUCCUACAUAUCUUUGUAAAUAACGUAUCCUAUCAAACUUAUCCAAUAAAAAGAAUAGCUGUGAAAAAUGAGUUUAAAUAGCAAAAUUAUUUUUUAAAAAAUGUUUAACGCCUAUAAAAUAUAAUUUUAUUUUUCCUUGUAUGUGUGUGUGUGUAAUACCUUUGAAAUAAUUAAACUUAUAAAACUAAAAUUAAAAUAAGAUUAUAUAUAUACACACACACAAAUAUUUCAGAAAAUACGAUAGUUUUUCCAAUUCUCUUUUAAAAAUAAAGCUGCACUAUACACUGUACGAAAUAUCUAUCGUGUACAUAUAUUUUUAUCCCACACAGUAUAAUUUUAUUAAAAGAGCUUGACAUUGAUAUUUUAUCGCGAAUUUACAUCAACGGAAUGUGAAUUAAUUAAUUUUACAUGUGAAAUUUACUUCAUACGAAGUAAAUUUAUCGCACGAUAACUAAUUUACAUUUCGGCUUUAACUUGGUCCAUCCGUAAUUAAAAGAGAAUCUACAACCAUAUUAAUAUACGUACUUAAAAAAUGUAUGAUAAGAUAGUUUCUUUAUUCACGUCAGAGAAAUAAUUUAUUUUUCAGGAGUUUCUCUUUAACUAAUUAAAUAAUAAGAGACAAUUGGCCUUUUACGGCAAAGAUAAUCUUCGCCGUUUCACUUCUUCAAAACUACUAUCUCUGGUCUCUUAGCAAAUCAAAGGACAAUCUACUUAUAAGCUAUUAUGAAUGUGAAUAUCAUGAAUGAAUCGUUAAUGAAUCUAACGAUAAAUAAAUUGGGCUAUUAUUUGUAAGACAAUGUCUCACGUAUCUGAUAUUUCGAUCUUCCUGCUGUCUUCAAGAGAAAUCGACAAUUACAUACAGGAUAGAAGUUAGAGUCACUUGUAGCAUACUUGGAGAAAAUGUAUUAAUGUUCGAGUAACUACCUCGCGUGAUGCCAUACCACAGCAAAACAGAUUAUUAUGCUCGAAUCUGUGUUUAAGUAAAAGAUAUUUUAUGUGAGAAAAAAUAUUUCCUCUAAUUAUAUAGAAAAUAAUGUAAUGCAAGAUGAUCGAAACAAAAAUGAUUAGCAAUUCUGCUAAAUAGUUAAUACUCUUUAAAACAUCAAAUAUAAGAAUUUUAGACAAAAAGUUUGUUAAAAUGCAGAAAACCGUUUACUAUAUUAGAAAUGCUUCCUAAACCUUAGAAAUCAUAGAAAAAUUUUCGUUCCUGUAGUAACGAUGCGCUUCGUACGUAAAACAGGAAAGUGUCGAUAACGAUACAAAGUUUAAUAGACUGUAACAGUGCAAUAACGUUAAAUAAGAAUUAAGUGAGAACGAUAUAUAAUGAGUGUGAUAGCCGUUCCGUUUAGAACGUUAGCACUUGUAAAUCUACGAACUUAGAUGAGUAUCAAAGUUUAUAGUGAAUUACACGUAUGUAAAUAAAAUUAACUGUAUAAUUGUAUAAAUCAAUACCAAAGUAUACGAAUAUCAAAGUUAUGUAAUAUCAAAAAUGUAUAUUUUACUGUGUAAGCGAUCGGUAAACGGUGCGUAAACGUGCAGCUAUAUUUGGAAACAUUAUGUUAAGCUUAUUAAAUUAUUGUUAAUGUCUAGGAAUAGAUAUGCAAGUUUAUUGAGAUUUGCGCCGAUCGUUUCAUCGCUGUAUUAGCCUCCUUUUCUGUUCAAAAUAAUGUAAAAUAAUAUAUUCAAUAAAAUUUAAUGUCUUUGAUAAAAA